GGCGUGUUGGGUGCCUCGCCCACCCAGAGCGGCGUGAACCUCUUCCCGACAGUUAUCUCGGACGUGCUUGCUGCCUUCAUUGGGGCGGUCAUCGUCACGCAGCUGGGCUGGUGGAACCCGUUCCUGCUGCUUGCCGAAGUCUGUGUCUGCCUUUGCGGCGGCUUUCUUACCACCAUCUGUCCUGACGUCCCAGCGGCGCACUAGGUGGGCUAUCAAAUAUUGGGCGGUGUUGGGUACUCGUUAACCUCCAACCUGUCACACCUCGCCACAUAUGCAGUCCUCGCUCCCGCAAGACCUAGUCCCGCUUGGCUCACCAACCCUACUCGCUGUCAUAUCUACCAGCUACUCCAUCUUUAUGGUAAUCGGCCAGGCGGUUUUCUAACGGCGGCUCCAGCUGAACCUCAGCGGCGUGAUACCCAACCGCUUGGUGGAAGACAUCAUCGAUUCAGGGGUAACC
This is a messenger RNA of Chaetomium fimeti, 457 nucleotides long. RefSeq lists its product as uncharacterized. Lineage: Eukaryota; Fungi; Ascomycota; Sordariomycetes; Sordariales; Chaetomiaceae. The transcript is spliced from 2 exons. The record is from RefSeq and is a predicted model, not a curated record. The annotation marks the transcript as partial.